AUGAUGCGCCAACGGCGAUAUUUGUUACGGUCUGAUCUGUACAUCAUUGCUGCAGAUUGGCGUCGCUGGGACUGUGGGAGGCUGCCUCGAUCCUGUCGAAAUUCGUGGACGAAUCAUCGCACGGCUUCGUGCAUCGCUGAUGGGAGUGAGGACCUCCCGACCCGACCUGUUGCUUUUCGUCGUGACGUCAACGUUA
Closterium sp. Yama58-4 is the source of this 196-nucleotide messenger RNA. The record is from the annotation of a GenBank genome assembly. NCBI's taxonomy places the organism in Eukaryota, Viridiplantae, Streptophyta, Zygnematophyceae, Desmidiales, Closteriaceae.